Messenger RNA from Humulus lupulus (European hop), 465 nucleotides. RefSeq names its product serpin-Z10-like. Gene Ontology annotation, molecular function: serine-type endopeptidase inhibitor activity. The record is from RefSeq and is a predicted model, not a curated record. Lineage: Eukaryota; Viridiplantae; Streptophyta; Magnoliopsida; Rosales; Cannabaceae. The transcript has a single exon. Bases 1 to 465 code for a protein of 154 amino acids.
AUGGUGGAAAAGUUCAAUUCGAAUACAAAGUUGUUAUCACUCGAGUGUGUUAAUCCUCAUAUGAGGGUAGUGAAACCUUCUCGCAUGUCAAUUCCCAAGCUAAAAUUCUCAUAUGAUGUUGAUGCUAAGAAGUUACUUGAAGAAAGAGGACUAACACUACCCUUUAGUAAUAUGGAUGGAGAUUUGUCAAACAUGGUUGAUUAUGACAAUGUCAUAGUUAAUGAUGACAAUGUUUAUAUUAGUUUGAUGGUUCAUAAAUCUUGUAUAGAAGUGAAUGAGAAAGGAACAAAAGUUCUUGCAGCCACCGUUGUUGCUAUGGUUACCGACGGUGCUCGAUCGAGGAAGCGUCCUCCUUCUCUUCAUGCUUUUGUGGUUGUGGUUGACCCUCCAUUCGUGUUUACCAUUGUUGAAGAGUUUUCAAAGCUUAUUGCUUUCAGUGGAGCAAUUCUUCAUCUUCAAAAGUAA